This is a messenger RNA of Daldinia vernicosa, 1831 nucleotides long. RefSeq names its product WD40 repeat-like protein. Gene Ontology annotation, cellular component: Rpd3L-Expanded complex; cytoplasm; nucleus. The record is from RefSeq and is a predicted model, not a curated record. Bases 1 to 1320 code for a protein of 439 amino acids. Gene Ontology annotation, biological process: regulation of gene expression. NCBI's taxonomy places the organism in Eukaryota, Fungi, Ascomycota, Sordariomycetes, Xylariales, Hypoxylaceae. Gene Ontology annotation, molecular function: histone binding. The transcript is spliced from 6 exons.
AUGGCUCCAGGCCCUGUUGUCGAGGAUGUCGAAGUGGACAUGGCCCAGGACUAUGAUGAAGACGAGGAGCAGAGACUUAUCAACGAAGAGUACAAGACGUGGAAAAAAAACUCGCCAUUUCUCUACGAUAUGAUAUUGAGCACCGCCCUAACAUGGCCUACUCUCACCGUUCAAUGGUUUCCCGAUGUGAAGGAGCCCGAGGGGAAAAACUGCCGUAUUCACCGAGUUCUAAUCGGAACGCAUACCUCUGAGGGCAAGCCGAACCAUCUUCAGAUUGCCCAAGUCGAGAUACCCAAGUCAGUUCGCCCUAAUGCAAACGACUAUGAUGACGAGCGGGGUGAAAUCGGCGGCUACGGUAAAUCCCCGUCUACAGAUGUUACCACAGCCAUGAAAUGGAGCAUCAUUCAGAAGAUUGACCACCCUGGCGAGGUUAAUAAAGCCCGUUACUGCCCUCAGAAUCCCGACCUGAUCGCAACACUAGCUGUUGAUGGCAGAAUCCUUAUCUUCGAUAGAACUAAGCAUAGCUUCGAGCCGAACGGCAAGGUUAAUCCUCAAAUUAGCCUCGAAGGUCAUAAACAAGAGGGAUUUGGCCUCAACUGGAACCCCCAUUCUGAAGGUGCUCUAGCGUCAGGAAGCGAAGAUCAGACCGUCUGUCUUUGGGACCUCAAGUCGCUACAGAAUGGCAGCACUACCCUCGGUCCUUCUCGCCGUUUUACUCAUCAUACUAACAUCGUCAACGAUGUUCAAUAUCAUCCUAUUUCUAAAAACUUCAUCGGCAGUGUUUCCGAUGAUCUAACUCUGCAAAUUAUGGAUGUGAGACAGCCGUCCAAUACUCAAUCAUCUUUGGUUGCCAAAGAUGGACAUAGCGAUGCUAUUAACUCACUAGCAUUCAACCCGUCGACUGAGGUUCUCGUGGCGACCGCAUCCGCUGAUAAGACCAUCGGUAUCUGGGACCUUCGUAACGUAAAGGAAAAGGUCCACACGUUGGAAGGCCACCAAGACGCGGUCACUUCUCUUUCCUGGCAUCCUCACGAAGCAGGCAUUCUAGGCAGUGCUAGUUACGACCGGCGAAUCAUCUUCUGGGAUCUAAGUAGAGUUGGUGAGGAACAACAACCGGAUGAUCAAGAAGACGGACCUCCUGAACUUUUAUUCAUGCACGGUGGGCACACUAAUCAUCUCGCCGAUUUCAGCUGGAAUUUGAACGACCCUUGGCUCGUGGCGAGCGCUGCUGAGGACAAUAUGCUCCAGAUCUGGAAGGUUGCUGAUUCUAUCGUUGGAAAAGACGAAGCCGAUCUUCCGUUGGAUGAACUUGGCAGGUGAGCGAGGCGGAUAUGAUGAAAAGUUGUGACUUGAGCCCUGCUGUUUAGGACAUGGUGGGGGUUUAGGACUGACAGAAGAAGAAGAGGAAGAGGCGGACAUACCCACACGGCAUAUUAGAGCGUUGGCGGACAGGAACACGUUAGUAGUAAUUACUACUAUUGCCUAACCACACAAUUAACUUCCCAGCAGCUUUAUUAUAUGGCUAGGGCUAGGAUGAUAGUGGAUAUCAGGGGGGAGAUGAAGACCAUUGAACCCUUUUCUAUUACAAUGAAGCGUUUAAUCGAGGGCUUUCGAUUUGUACGAUCCGAACGACUACAAUUAUUUCCCCUUGAGCGCAUAUGGAUCAUGGCCAAACCGCUCUACGUGCCGGGCUAAUAGGAUAAUAAAUAAGCGUAUGGAAGAAUGAUCCGAGUUAUUUUACUUAUGCUUUUCUAGACGACUACUCCAGCUGUGAUUUCCCUACCCUUAAUUAUUAGGUUAGGUAGGUAGUUAUGGCUCUAUAAUUAAUCGG